GCUGCUCGCGCUUGCAAUCACUGGAGCGCUUUCUGUAAGAGGUGGAGAGUGAUCAGUUGUCGGCUGCACCAUGGAAGCAAACGCAUUUCUGGAUUGAGGGGAUAAGGACAUAAAACCGUCAACUCCUCUGAGUCACGUUUUCCCUUCGAGGAUUUGAAAUUGUCUGUGUUUUCGUUCCCUCUCCUCUUUUCGCUGAAAGAAAGAGGAUGACCUUUUUUCUCCGCUGGCGUGACGCAAGUCUAGAUACGUUCAAGUAGUUUUAGAAAGUUUUGGCAGUGUGCUCAAUCUGUAAAAUCGAGGACAGCGUUGGCGCUGUAUGCUGACUUAAUAAAUACUCUCGGUAAUCAGAUUUUUUUUGUUAUUUAUUACCAAGCCGCCCCGCAAGCUCACUCGUCAUAUGUUUUCAUACAAGAUGUUCAUCUGUCUGUUAGCCGCUGCGUGUUUACUGGGGAUACCCCGAGCCACGGCAGCGUCAUGUGAACCUAUCCGCAUCCCGAUGUGCAAGGCCAUGCCAUGGAACAUGACCAAAAUGCCCAAUCAUCUUCACCAUAGCACCCAGGCCAACGCGGUUCUAGCAAUCGAACAAUUCGAAGGGCUACUUGGGACACAGUGUAGCCCAGACUUACUGUUCUUCCUUUGCGCUAUGUAUGCUCCAAUAUGCACAAUCGACUUCCAGCACGACCCGAUUAAACCGUGCAAGUCUGUGUGUGAGAGAGCGAAGUGCGGGUGUGAGCCAGUCAUGAAGAGGUACAAUCAUACCUGGCCGGAGAGCUUAGCAUGCGAGGAUCUGCCUGUUUAUGACCGAGGAGUCUGCAUUUCUCCCGAAGCCAUUGUGAAAGCAGAUGGCCCAGAUAACCCCUACUAUCAGGACCCUUCAAAAUGUUCUCCUGAAUCUUCUCCGGAUUUUCCAAUGGAUUCUCAUAGUGUCAACUGCAAAAGCCCCAUGGAGCGAUGCAAGUGUAAACCUGUGAAGCUUGCCAUGAGGACCUACGUUAAGAAUAAUUACAACUAUGUGAUCCGCGCCCGAGUGAAAGAGAUCAGGAGUCGGAAUCAUGACCUGAGUGCAGUUGUGGAAGUGAAAGAUGUUCUGAAGUCGUCUCUGGUGAACAUCCCUCGGGAGACGGUGACCCUGCAUUAUAACUCCGGGUGCCUCUGUCCGUCUCUCAGCGUGAAUGAGGAGUACAUCAUUAUGGGCUAUGAGAGCGAGGAACACUCCAGACUGCUUCUUAUUGAGGGAUCCAUCGCACAGAAGUGGAGGGACAGGAUUGGACGUAAAGUUAAGCGCUGGGAUCAGAUGGUUCGAGAGCAGAGUAAGGGCAGCUCUAGCCGUGGCACCGUGAGGAAGAGAGGCCACUGAGACCAGGGGCAGCCUGCGACAGAUACAUGGACCAAAAAAACAGAACCAAAAAAGUAUGUCAUCAAACUGAAAAUUUGCACUAUUAGACAUUCUUCUCAUUUUUUUUCCCAAGUUCAGUUGAUUUGAGAGAUUAUUGUGGUGUUUUGUUUUGUUUUGUUUUUCAUUUUUACCAUGUACUAUAUUUUUUAUAACCUCUUUUUUAAAAAAUGUUUUAUUGCCUUUGCACGAACAAAAUGUUCAUUUAACAUUGCUGUGCUUACUUGUGGAGUGAAGCCUUGUGUGGAAAGGGCACCCGGGGCGUGUUUGCAGAAGGAUGUGGGGAGGUGAGGGCUAGGUUUAACCAGACAUGGAGAUUUAUCAAGCAGAACCAGAAGGAGAGAACUGGAGGAGAUACCAGAGUGUUCUACACUGCUCAGUGCUCCUCUGCUUUUUACACUUUUAAAGGACACAAACACACACUGCAGCUGCAAGGCAUUUUCCCUCCAGAGGAUUAAAGAGUCUCUUCAAAGGGAAACCAGUGCAUGGGGGGAAAAGCAUCUUUUGGCAAGAAUUACAAAGAGAUGUCAAGUUGAUCCAAGACUGGGAAAGAAUGUUAUCAAGGACAACAAAAACCAAGUGUUAGGCUUUUUGAAUUAUGUUCAUUUUAAAGGAAGGUUUUACACAAUAUUUCUGUAGUUCUGUUUUCUGUUAGACAUGCAUUUGAUUUGUUUGACCUGAGCUGUCAUUCUUUGGAGGAGUUUUGUGUAAGAAUGUGUAUUAAGUAAAAUACAACUCUCUUUGAUACUAUAUAACAGCUGCUUUUCAACUGGACUGUUCUACCAAAGCAGCUGCACCUAUCUGACAGUUUUUACAGUUUUUAUAUUUGCUGCAAACUGCAAACCAUUGCUCAUUCUGUUUAACAUCAUGCUGCAUUAAACAUAUUAGUCUGGUGUCUA
Messenger RNA from Chanos chanos (milkfish), 2292 nucleotides. It is a transcript of the gene frzb, whose product is annotated as frizzled related protein. Gene Ontology annotation, molecular function: Wnt-protein binding. Gene Ontology annotation, cellular component: cytoplasm. Gene Ontology annotation, biological process: non-canonical Wnt signaling pathway; canonical Wnt signaling pathway. NCBI's taxonomy places the organism in Eukaryota, Metazoa, Chordata, Actinopteri, Gonorynchiformes, Chanidae. The transcript has 7 exons. The record is from RefSeq and is a predicted model, not a curated record. Bases 398 to 1357 code for a protein of 319 amino acids.